Sardina pilchardus (European sardine) is the source of this 1330-nucleotide messenger RNA. Its product is annotated as 5-hydroxytryptamine receptor 7. Gene Ontology annotation, biological process: vasoconstriction; circadian rhythm; smooth muscle contraction. The transcript is spliced from 2 exons. Gene Ontology annotation, cellular component: plasma membrane; dendrite. Gene Ontology annotation, molecular function: neurotransmitter receptor activity; G protein-coupled serotonin receptor activity. The record is from RefSeq and is a predicted model, not a curated record. The coding region runs from base 98 to 1330 and encodes 410 amino acids. Lineage: Eukaryota; Metazoa; Chordata; Actinopteri; Clupeiformes; Clupeidae.
UUUCAGCGCACCACUGCUCCUUGCGGGAAUGGAAUACUACACAGCGCGUUCCUGAGCGACUCGUGGCUUCACUUGCCCCACGACUUGGAAUAGCAUAAUGUUCACCACGCCGAGCAUGGGACUCGUAUUUGACUACAGAGAAAAUGGAGUUGAAGUUAGGAAUGGCACCAAGGAACCCUUAACCUUUACGGACGAACCCUCAAGAAAUGAUUCAUGUGGGGACCAGAUGUUUGACAUGAGCACAGUGGAAUCAGUUAUCAUUGGAAUUACCCUGUCUAUCAUCACUGCGGUAACUGUCAUAGGGAACACAUUGGUAGUUAUAGCGGUAUGUGUGGUCAAAAAACUUCGUCAGCCCUCCAACUAUCUGCUUGUGUCUCUGGCAGUUGCAGACCUUUCAGUUGCGCUGGUCGUAAUGCCCUUUGUUAUUGUAACCGACCUGACCGGAGGUACUUGGCUAUUUGGAGAGGUUUUCUGCAACAUCUUCAUUAGCAUGGAUGUAAUGUGUUGCACAGCAUCAAUAAUGACAUUAUGUGUCAUCAGCGUUGACAGGUACCUUGGCAUCACCCGGCCUCUGACCUACCCUGCGAGGCAGAACGGGCAGCUGAUGGCCAAGAUGAUCGCGGGCGUGUGGCUGGCGUCGGCCUCCAUCACGCUGCCCCCGUUCUGCGGCUGGGCGCAGAACGUCAACGCGGCGGGCGUGUGCCUGAUCAGCCAGGACGUGGGCUACACGCUCUACUCCACCGCCGUGGCCUUCUACAUCCCCAUGGCCGUCAUGCUCAUCAUGUACUACAAGAUCUUCCGCGCCGCCCGCAAGAGCGGCGCCAAGCACCGCUUCACCGCCCUGGCGCCCUGCCCGUGGCGGGACCAGCCGGCGGACGCCGUGCCGCCCGUCGAGGGAUUCGGCCCGAAGGGCGUGCGUCCGGCCCCGGCGGCGGCGGUGUUGCCGGCCAGGCCUCCCGGCGAGGAGUGGUCGCUGCUGGCGCGCCUGCUCCACCACGAGCGGCGCAGCGCCUCGGUGUUCCGGCGCGAGCAGAAGGCGGCCACCACGCUCGGCGUGAUCGUGGGCGUCUUCUCCGUGUGCUGGCUGCCCUUCUUCGUGUUCACCACGGCGCGGCCGUUCGCCUGCGGCGCCCUCUGCAGCUGCGGCCCCGCCUGGCUGGAGCGCACGCUCCUGUGGCUGGGCUACGCCAACUCGCUCAUGAACCCCUUCAUCUACGCCUUCUUCAACCGCGACCUGCGCUCCACCUACCGCGACCUGCUGCGCUGCCGCUACCGCAACAUCAACCGCCGCCUCUCCGCCAUGGGCGUGCACGAGGCCCUGAAAGUGUGA